This is a messenger RNA of Cuscuta campestris, 1163 nucleotides long. Lineage: Eukaryota; Viridiplantae; Streptophyta; Magnoliopsida; Solanales; Convolvulaceae. The record is from the annotation of a GenBank genome assembly.
ACGGUGGCAUGUCAUUUUGAAAUUUUAAAGGUUUCGAGUUGUCAAAAACCAGUUGUUGGCAUGCGCCUAUAUUUGGAAGGGCAGAAGUGUAACAGACUAGCAAUACAUGUGCAACAUCUUUCAAGUCUACCAAACAUUUUUACACAAAAUCUGGCAAACCCUGGUGCAACCAAGGCAUGCCGAUGGCGAGGCUCUGAUGACUACCAAUGCAGCGAUCAAUUCUUAGAGGCAGUCAGAUGGAAGAGUUUUGCAAAGGUGUGCUCGUCAGUAGUCAAACACGAUCCAAACUGGAUAGAUGCUUUGGAUUCCAGCGGCGGGGUCUUUGUGGUGACCGGGGCCCAGCUCAUCAGCAAGGGAAAUUGGCCAAAGCGACAUCUUCAUCUCCGUCUACUCUACACACACCUACCCAACUGCAGCAUUCGCAAAACAGAGUGGGCUGCUGCACCCGAAGCUUCUCGCAAGUCAAAUUUCCUAACGAAUCUGAGCACAACAUUCACACUCACCCAACGAACAGUCACCGAUGCAGCUCCUAAGCUUGCAACAAAUAUAAACUCUGGCGUGUAUCCUAAUGGACCCCCAGUGCCCAUUCAUUCAACAAAGCUUCUCAAAUAUGUCGAUACAACUGAGGUUGUACGUGGACCAAGUGAUGCUCCUGGGCAUUGGUUGGUGACUGCUGCUAAGUUGGUUAUCGAAGGUGGGAGAAUCGGUUUGCACACAAAGUUUGCAUUGUUAGAUUAUAUGGAGGGGUGAUAUAAGCUAUAAUACGGAGCAAUGCAUAUACAGGUUGCAAAGAUUUCUUUGCCUUUUCCAGCUGCUGUACAGUUUCAAGCAAACCGGCUUCCGAGUGUUUGUGGCAAUACAUUUCAGGGUGAGAGACUCACAUCAAAGAGGAAAAUAUGAUAUAGUUUUGCACAUAAGGUAAGGUACAUAUUUGGUUUGGAUUUCAUACAAGAUAAAGGUCAUUUUCACAUUGCAAUUUGAAAAUCUUGUUUUUGUUCUGGCUUCCCUGCACGUUUCAGGAUAUGAAUCGAAUCGUUGAUACUUCUGUAAAUCUUAACCAAAUGUAUCAGUGAAAAAUCUCAAUUAUCUUUUGCUAUUUUUUUAGAGUUCCUAGUUUAUGGAUUGGGGUGCAAAAAACAAAGAUAUAAAGGAAUUGUCAAGGA